UGGCUCAGUGAGUGGUUGGUAGGGAGCGGAGAGCGUGCCUGAGGCCACCGAGAGCGUGCCGAGCCGAGCCGAACCGAGCCGAGCCGCAGAGGGAGAUGAGCCCGGCUCACCCCGGCCUGAGCAACAAGUGCGUGUCCUCGUACAGUACAGUACAGUGAUCCCCAUCGCCUGGAUUAACUACAAGCCCUUGGAUUUAUCACCAUCAUCAUCUGCAUCACCAUCACCACCUGUGGAUUGUGUGUGCGCGUGUGUGUUGUGCCAGUGGGAUACAGUGUUUGUGUCAACAUAGUGCCUGAUGGAUACGCCCCAGCACGUCCUGCACUGAGCGAGGUUGUUUGGAGAAUGCCUAGUACUCCGACUGACCACUGAGCCGGUGAUAAAGAAGAUUUCCGAGUGAAACGACAUACACUUAGAAGUUGUCCUUUUAAUCCUUCCAAGAUGUCGCAACGCUUCUGCUUACGGUGGAACAACCACCAGUCGAAUAUGCUGUCAGUUUUUGAUCAGCUCCUGCAUGAUGAAUCUUUUGUGGAUGUGACACUUGCUGUUGAUGGGCAGGUACUUCGUGCUCACAAAAUGGUGCUUUCAGCAUGCAGUCCACUCUUCCAAGCCCUUUUUAUUGGGCAUCCGGACAAACACCCAAUAGUGAUUCUGAAAGAUGUUCCCUAUAAUGACAUGAGGUGUUUGUUGGACUUUAUGUAUCGUGGUGAAGUGAGUGUUGAUCAGGACAGAUUAACUGCCUUCCUCAAAGUGGCAGAAUCAUUAAGGAUCAAAGGUCUUACGGAAGUCAAUGAAGAAAAGUGUGACAUUCCCUCCAUUACCAACAAUUUACUCUCAGCCAUUCCCCAAGCCCAUAGUACCCCUGCUGCACCUCCACCCCCUCAUCUUCAGCGGAUACAGAUGCCUCAGAAGAGAACAAUGCCUCCUCUAGUUGCAUCUAAUCCUCUUCUUGGUUCAGCCCUCACUGCCCCCAAACGCAAAAGAGGUCGCCCAAGGAGGGUAUCAGGCAGUAGUGAUGACCCCCAUGUUCGUGAUGGAAGCCCUCAUGAACUGGAUGGUGAAAUGGAUUUGGAAUACGACAGUCAACGCAACACCGGUUCUGAGCAUGGUUCACCUCCACCUCAAGAUCUGAUGGAAAUGCGAAUGGAUUAUGGACAACGCGCAAACAGUGUGGGGAGGCUCAACAAGUCAUCAGAUAGAGAUGAUUCAUCUGGUGUAGAAGACGGCUCAAGUCAAUCUCCCCUCAAAGAUUCACCAACGCCAACCAAAUCAGCACCCCAGACUCCUAGACGGUCAAAGGAGGAUCCUGAGCCCACACCUGGUACUUCAUCACAAGAAUCAGGACAAGCACAGUUCAGAAUAGGCAGCAAUGGAAAUAGUGGAGCAAAUAAAGCGGGCACAGGAUCGGGCAGUACUGGCAGUAGCAGCAAUGCAGCAAGUCCCCAAAAUAAUGGAAAUGGCAUCGGAUUGACAAACUCAGAAAAUCUUCCACCUGUUCCAUUACUCAUCCCAAAGACAGAGGCCCUUAGCAGAAGCGGCAGUGUGGAGCACGCCAACAAUAACAACAACACCAAGGAUGGUGGGAAAGAUCAGACCCUCACAAAUACCACAUCAAAUGCUAAUUCCAGUCUGGAUGGCUCAGAAAGUUUUGCAAGUGACGUUACCACAACUCCAUCAUCAGGCCGACAACCCACGCGACGCAGAGCAAGACGAAGAGCGGCAUCAUCCAGUCAAGAUCCUGCUGAACAACUCACUGAAAUGAGUGUUCGGGGUUUAAAUCUCUUCCGCUAUGCAUCAGUCACUGAAGGUGUUUAUAAGUGCAUGGAGUGUGCAAAAGUAGAUGUGAUAAAAACAUUUAAAAACAAGUACAGCUUCCAGCGUCAUGCAUUCCUUUAUCAUGAGGGUUGUCAACGGAAAGUUUUCCCUUGUCCUGUAUGUGCUAAGGAGUUCUCUCGACCGGACAAAAUGAAGAAUCACAUGAAAACGGUUCAUGACUGCUUCAUGCCCAAAGAUUGUGUAUUCCCUGUCAACUUCUACAUGCCUGAAGGUAAUGCAAAUUUUCCAUAAGCGUAAUUGAAUCUAGAAGACACCCUCAUUAAAUGAGAUGAACAUUUCUUUUCUAAGGUUUAGCAUUUAAAUGUUUUUUGGUGAAAGAUCGGUGUCAUUGUACCUUUGAAUUUACAAAAGGAUCUCAAAGAUUCUUGCAGCUCAGGUGCAAUAAAAUCCGUACUUUCUACUAGCACUAUGUUUACCUUGCAUUGUGAUAAAAGAAGAAUUCUGUCUAGAUAUCCCCAUGGUGGACAAUUUAAUGUAUGUUUGUAGCAAUAAUAUUUUAUUCAAAGAAAGUUAUAUAGAGGUAAUUGAUAAAAUUUGAUUUGGUUGAAUUAUUCUUUCUUUUUAUACAUGAUACUCUUCCCAUUGUAAAUCUAUGGUUUGAAGUUGAUUGUAACUUUGAUCCAGUGUUAUUGCCAAUUAUUAAGAGAUAUUUUAAUAUCAGUGUUACUUUUGCUAAAGUUUAUUCUCGUACCUGUGACAAAUUGCAACCAGUGACUUUUGACAAUAUGUUGUUAACAAAAUUACCUAAAGAUAAUUUAAGGAGCAAAAUUGAUAUUUUUUUCCCGUGACUUCAUGAUUUAAGUAUAGUGCGAAUCUUUUUUUCAAGGAAAUACUCAAGUUGUCCUUUAAAAUGUAGAUGUCUUUAAGUGAGCCACUGUAAAGCAAGUGCUUUAUACCUUUUUUACAAUCUUUUCAAAGCAACAUGUCAGACUUGGUGGAUUGUUUUAAUCCAUAGUGCUCAUCUUUCAUGUAUCAGUUGAUGAGCAGGUGCUACAUAUUUGACUGAAUAUCGUGUAUGAUGUUAAAUCAUUAUUGUUCUAAGAGGAAGAAGUUACAAGAUUCCAUAUAUAUUAUAUAUUAGCAGUGCUAUAGAUGUCAUAAUAGGUUUCAUCAUUGGCAUUCUGUUGCGUCACCUAUUAGCACUGUUACCUAUUGUUCAUUCCCGACUUUAUAGCGUGUUUCAGUUUUGUUGUAUUAGAUAAGUAUUGUGGUAAACUUAAUUGAUUGAAUGAAAAACUUCAAACUUGUCAAAGAAGUAUUUUUAUACUGUUAGUAGAGCAUGUUGUUGUAUGACAAAUGAAGUUAGAAACAUUUUACUUUGAAGAUUGCAAUAAUUUGAAUUCCAUUGUCUUCCAACCUAGUUGUGGUGCUACGGAAAGGAACAUGAUCCAAUCUUCGUUCCAUUUCAAUCAGAAUACUCCAAUUAGGCCAAGCCCUAAUGCUGAGACUCCUCCAAAUAUCAUAGAAUAUCAAUGAACUGUCCCUAUUUUAUGAUUCCACUUGAGAGCACUAGAUACCUUUUUAUGUGUUUUCUAUGCAAUUUAGUUAAAAGUAGGUAUGUUAUUGAAGAUUGUAAUUAUGAAGAAACUAUUGUAAAGGCCAAAAAGGUUUUAGUAAGGAAUUAUGAGUAUAUAUAUUGUACAUAUUAUAUAAUAAAAGAUGUGAGUAAAACAACAUGGUUGUAUUUUGUAAAUACAAGUUGAUGAGCGUUGUGUGAUGUCCUAGAUACUGGCAUCAAAUUUAUCAUUGUUUUUAUCUUUUGAUUUAAAUUCUGUGCCCUUCAUUCAUUUUGAAACUCCUUUAUUUGUGUGUUAUUGUUUGUUAAAUGGCUCAUAUAGUAGGGUAAUCUAUCAAGCUUUAAAAUUUUGUGCCCUCAAAUAUUCCUCCUGUGGGGUAUCUCAAAUUGGGCCAUUUUUCUUUUAGAUAGUUUUAAUUAUUGACUAGUUUCAUUUUGCGUUCUAUGUUGACGAAGAAGGAAUUGCUUUAUCACUGAAGGUUCUAAAUACAUUGCCGUCUGUGAUAUAAAAGGAAAAGAACACACAUUGUGAUUUCAAGUGAUUUCUAAGAACACCUUAACUACCAUAUUUUAAAGCGCUCUGUUUGAAGCAGAUGCACUUAUGUGAUAAAUAAUUCAGAAAUCAAAAAAUAAUUCCUUUUCCUUCUUUUUAUCAUAAGACUCGGCUGCAAUAACAAAUUUUUUGGGCUGGGAAAAAACAGUAAAGCAUUUUUUUUUAAAGAUUGAUCUCUACCAAUCUUCCUUGAAGGACUCAAAAAUAUUUUAUGACAGGUCAAGUAUCAAACAAUUGGUUCAGUUCAUGAUGAGCGGGCCAUGUUUUAUGUCCAAGGCCAUGAAGUUUUGCAGGUUUCCUUCGUGUGUUGAGUGAACUGGAAUUCAGGUCCAACUUCCUCAUAAUUCACCAUCACAAUGACCUACCAGUGACGAUUCACUUUUAGUAACCAAAUAAGUACAAUAUCUAAUGUUAAAAAGUAAGUCUUGGGUAAAUUUGUAAAAUUCCAGAAGACCAGUGAGUACAGUGAAAAUUAAAGCUUUAUAAGUGCUACGUGCAAUUUGUCCAAUCCCAUUGUUACAUUAAAAAAAUGUGCGAUCACUACUUUAUCCUUUUAAAACACUGCGUAAUUUAGUGUAAAUUCCAUACUAACUAAUUUUGAUAUGUAUUGUAAAAAAUGUGUUGUUUGACACAGUAUUUAAUUUGAUAAUUAGUCUUAGUCAUGGGGAUAUUGGUUUAUUGUAAAUGUAGAUUUGUUUCACAGCUCGUAUGUUAUUUGUUAUUUUUCACACAAUUACCCCCAGCACAAAUAUCUUUGUUUUGGCAAGUUAAGUUUAUGUCAUGGAAGAUUUCCAAAAUGUGUAUAUACUUAACUUAGUUUGUUACCUUAAUGGUAUUGCCAGAUAAAUAAAACUUGAGAUUUAUUAUUAUUGUACGUUUUGUUUGCCUGUAGCCAAAAGGACACUUGAUGUAGAUUUUCACUGCUCUAUUUUCAUUUCAUAAUUGGACCUCUGAUCUCAACUAAUACUGGUCCAUACAAUAUGUUAAUACUGGUUUUGUUGUUCAUUUGUGCGGAUCCACAGGAUUUUAAUAAAAAUAGCAGAAUGCUUUGCAAAUAAUGUCAUCAUUUUGAUACUAACCGAAUUAGUACAGCAGUAAAGUUGCCCUUUUAAUACUAAAACUUUUGGUGUGUAAGGAUUUGGAUUAAAUCUGGGUGGCAAACAAAGUAUGAGUCAAGUUUCGAGCUAACUGCUUCUGUUCUCCACCCAGUCAAUAUUAUGAGUAGUUUCCAUUGAACCUUGCAUUUGUGCACUGAUAUUUGUGCACACUUGUUGUCACAAUACCCCAAGAUGAUCUGACAUAAAUUGUCACACUACCCAAAUCUGAUCAAUUUGUCCAAGAAAAUUAUAGAAUAAACGAAUGAAAUGAAA
Messenger RNA from Frankliniella occidentalis (western flower thrips), 5272 nucleotides. RefSeq names its product protein tramtrack, alpha isoform (gene ttk). Gene Ontology annotation, cellular component: nucleus. The coding region runs from base 439 to 2064 and encodes 541 amino acids. Gene Ontology annotation, molecular function: RNA polymerase II cis-regulatory region sequence-specific DNA binding; protein binding; DNA-binding transcription factor activity, RNA polymerase II-specific. The transcript has 4 exons. Lineage: Eukaryota; Metazoa; Arthropoda; Insecta; Thysanoptera; Thripidae. The record is from RefSeq and is a predicted model, not a curated record. Gene Ontology annotation, biological process: regulation of transcription by RNA polymerase II.